This is a messenger RNA of Andrographis paniculata, 1960 nucleotides long. RefSeq lists its product as uncharacterized. Bases 494 to 1960 code for a protein of 488 amino acids. Gene Ontology annotation, molecular function: zinc ion binding; nucleic acid binding. The transcript has 4 exons. Lineage: Eukaryota; Viridiplantae; Streptophyta; Magnoliopsida; Lamiales; Acanthaceae. The record is from RefSeq and is a predicted model, not a curated record.
CUAUUCGUAGAGUCCGAUUAUAAAUUUUAAUACGAAUUUUGAUAUUGGAGUAUUAAAUUAGAAAUUCUUCAAAAAUUCAAAAUUGGCUAUUUAGCUAUUUAAUCGAUGAAUUUCUUUAGCUAAUAGCCUAUUCGUAGCGCCGACGUUAUAUUUUGAGAAUUUCGUACCAAUCCAAGUCGAAUAAAAAACGGCAGUAUAUCGCACCUGCCUGCUUGUUCAUACCUUUGCGUAUUUUUAUUUAAUAAUCGGGCAAUAUAAAUAUUAUGAGGUAGAAGGAUUUUAUAGCUAGAAUAUCAUAUUCUACUAAAUAUAAAAGUUUGGAGCCCGACGAGUUAAUUAUAGAAAUUAGCUUUUGAAUAAGCAGGUAGCUCCUGAGAAUAAGCAUAAAGCUCAUCUGAUUUGAGUAAAUAAUGGGACAGGUGUACGUUGGAGGAGAUUUGGGUGAAGUUAUAAAAUCCAGAAAGUAUCGGUAGGAGGAAAAAUUGGGGACAGUAUGUCGAAUUCUCGAGGUGGUGGUGUACGUAGGGCUAUUCAAGGCCCAGAGUUUGAUCCUUCGUCUGAUGAGUCACAGUAUCCUGUGCCAGCGCAUGUACCAACAGAGGCACCUAGUCAGGAUUUCUUUCGGCAGUUUAUGGCCGCGAUGAUGCCUCAACAGAGGAGUUUCAUUGAUGCUGUGAUGGGGCAUAACCCACCAACAUAUUCUGGUUCAGUGGAGCCAGGAGUCCUUGAGUUUUGGGUUGAAAAGAUGGAAAAGAUAUUUCGUGUUGUUCAGGUUCCGCCAGAUCAACGAGUUAAUAUUGGAGCCUAUUUCUUGGAAGGCCGAGCAAAUCGGUGGUGGUUAGGUGAAGAAGCUGCAGGUGUAGACCAAGUGGAUAUGACUUGGGAUGAAUUUAAAGCAAAGUUAAAGGCUAGGUUUAUACCGUCGCAUAUUCGAAAAGCGAAGAAGCAAGAAUUGCUGGACUUAAAGCAGGGCUCGAUAAUUGACCAUUUUGUAGACGGGUUGCAACACAGAAUUCAAGAAGCUUUAGCGGUGUUGGAUAUCAGUUCAUUGUAUGAGGCUUACGAGCGUGCUGCCCGAUUUUAUCAGAAGCAGGAAGUCAGACAAAAGGAGAGUGAGAAGGAAAUAGGUUAUCAACAUCAGGUUCGAGAUAAGGGAAAAGCUAAAGUGGAGGAUGAGCCCAAGGGUAAAAAGAAAUGGUGGCAAAUGUUCAGGUCUGGGCCAUCGUAUAAGGGGAUUUCGAUUAAUGAACCGAGUCAGGAGAGGUCUCAGCAAUCGGGGGCUGUUUGUCGGCGUUGUGGAACAAGCCACCCAGGUACUCGUUGUGAUAAAGUUCCAUUGACAUGUUUUAAAUGUGGUGGUAGUGGUCACAUUGCCAGGUUAUGUCCAAGUGUGGUAACUGCAAGGGAGUUUCCAGAACCGAGGUUUAGGCCAUGGCAGCCGCCGUCUUCGCAGUCACAAGGGAGAGGAUUAGGAUCAUCUUGGCGAGGGGGACGAAGUCAGUCACGUUCGUCAUCUAGGCAGCCAGGCAGAGGACCUGACCAGCGUGGUCGAAUAAAUGUUCUUACCCAAGCAGAAGCUGAUUAUCAUCCAGGUGAGGUUUUAACGGGUAGAUUUCUGGUUUGCGGUUUUCCUGCUCUUGUGUUAUUCGAUUCGGGUGCAACGUUCUCGUUCAUAUCUAAGCGUCUAGUUAGACGAUUGGGUCUGAAUUCAUCAGUAGAAGUGGUAGUGGAAGUUUUACUUCCAUCAGGAGAAGUGCUGGAAUGCCGAGAGCUUUAUAUGCAGAUUCCGGUUAGUAUUGAAGGGGUUGAUUUUGUUACUAACUUGUUGGGCAUCAAGCUAUCCGAGUUCGAUGUAAUAUUGGGGAUGGAUUGGUUAGUGGCAUAUCAAGCUCAAUUUGAUUGUCGAAAAAGAUCAAUUUCGUUGGUUGAAGCGAUGGGGGUAUCCAGUGUAUCUGUGUGA